Molecule: messenger RNA, 1398 nt
Organism: Bactrocera latifrons
Lineage: Eukaryota; Metazoa; Arthropoda; Insecta; Diptera; Tephritidae
Gene: Tasp1
Product: threonine aspartase 1
Exons: 4
Coding region: 164-1231 (355 amino acids)
Biological process (GO): protein maturation
Molecular function (GO): threonine-type endopeptidase activity
Source: RefSeq, a predicted model, not a curated record
UAUAAGUUUACUUGCUAACUAUCUCUGUGUGGCAGUAUUAUAAACAAUUUAAUUGAAACACAUUUAUUUUGAAUCAAAAACAAUAAUCUACAAAGAUGCAGUAAUUUUUGUACUCAGUCGCAAACAAUAAAGAGUGCAGAAAAUAAUUUCAGAAUUUGUUGUAAUGGCUGGGUUUGUAGCGGUUCACACUGGUGCUGGUAAUUGUAUAGAUGAAACAAAAUACCAGCGUGUUAUUAAGGAAGCUUGUGUUCGAGCAACAGAUAUACUAAAGAAUGGCGGUUCUGCCAUGGACGCUUGCGAAGCAGCAAUAGUUCGACUUGAGAAUUGUGGAAAUACGAAUGCCGGAUUUGGAUCUAACCUUUGUUGGGAUGGUCGAGUGCAAUGUGAUGCAUCUAUAAUGAAUGGUUCAAAUUUACACUUUGGAGCUUGCACUAACGUCAGCACUGUACGCAAUCCUAUACGCUUGGCUCGAUUAUUAUGUGAUGGUCAAUCAACUAUGCUAUCAAUGGAGCGAAUACCACCAAUGAUUAUGGCGGGUAGCGGUGCAGAAAGAUAUGCAGAAGAACUAGGUUGCACUAUGAUCGAUCCAAAUGCAAUGAUUUCUUCUAAAGCAAAACUUUCUUAUAACCAUUAUAAAUCUAAAAUAUCGGCAAUAACAUCGGCUGCUGAUGCACCUACUUCAUCAGUUGUUCCGAAUCAAGUAAGUGCACUUGAUACGGUGGGAGCCGUGUGUGUAGAUAGUGCCGGUAAUACCGCUGCUGGUUGUAGCUCUGGUGGCUUAUUACUUAAAGUGCCGGGCCGAGUUGGACAAGCAGCUACUUAUGGUGCAGGAUGUUGGGCAACUAACACAACAGAGACCUCCGUGGCCACUUGUACAACGGGGAAUGGUGAAUAUUUAAUGAAAACUUUAUUAGCAAAAGAAAUAUGUGUCGAUUUGUUGACAAGUGAUUGUGCCGUAACGAGUUUACAUAAAAGCUUGAAAAGCAAAUUUCUGGAAUCACCAUUCCUUCCCGUUGACCAAGAAUUGUAUGCCGGAGCCCUUUCACUCAUUUACUAUCCCCAUGGCAAUACCGGGGAAGUAUUAUGGAGUCACACAACAAAAUCAUUUUGUGUUGGCUACAUGUCCACGCAACAAAAAGCGCCAAAGUUCAUAUAUUCCCCACUGCCAACGUAUAGUAUAGCGGGAAGAUCAUGUGUAGUCAAUGGGCAUAAUUUCCAUUUACGCGUCUAAUCGCCGCCUCAGCUGCCAUAGCUUGCAUUAAUGAUGACAGCAUUUAUUGUGAGUGCUGGUGUAGCAUGUAUUCAACAUUCUUUAUUUAUUUUCGAAUGUUUUCGUGUACAAAACAAAAUGUUUAUAUACAUAUAUUAAGAAAGCACAAUUGUGAUCAAGAAUUUCCA